Messenger RNA from Galleria mellonella (greater wax moth), 1231 nucleotides. Its product is annotated as mucin-21-like. The record is from RefSeq and is a predicted model, not a curated record. The transcript is spliced from 3 exons. Gene Ontology annotation, cellular component: chitin-based extracellular matrix. NCBI's taxonomy places the organism in Eukaryota, Metazoa, Arthropoda, Insecta, Lepidoptera, Pyralidae. Gene Ontology annotation, molecular function: structural constituent of chitin-based larval cuticle. The coding region runs from base 53 to 1111 and encodes 352 amino acids.
UGGUCAUGAAGUCUGGAGUAUCACUUAUUAGUGAAUUUCUGGAGUGGAUAGAAUGAAAAUGUUAUAUAAAUUGGUUUGUUUGUGUUGGGCAGUGUCUUAUGUGUUGGCAGCACCAUCCCCUAAACAGGCCGAUCAAGAAUCGGAACCUACAGUGAUACCAAUAGUUUCACAAUCUGAUGAAUUAGAACCAAAUGGAACAUAUAGAUUCAGUUAUGAAACGGGCAACGGUAUAAAACGGGAAGAAGUCGCUUAUGACAAAGUUCUUCCUAAAGCUAAGGGACGUUCGGCCAAUAGUAACGAAGGUGGUGAAAAUAGUGACAGUGAUGAGAGCAAUGAGAUCCAUGUUCAAAAAGGCUCUUAUUCCUAUACCGCACCCGAUGGCACUGUCAUCACUGUAAGAUAUAUUGCAGAUGAGAAUGGUUUUCGACCAAUUGGUAAACAUUUACCAAGAGUACCGAAAGUAACGUCAGAUAGUGCUAGUAGUGGUGAAAAAACUGGAAGAGCUCUUAAUAAACAUUCUAGUGGGAAGUCAAAAUCUGCACCUGCAAUAGUUGCACGAUCAGGUGUACAAGAUCAAGAAAAGUCCUCAUCAUCAACUCCAUCAUCAAAUACUAAUACAAAUAACUCUGAGUCUACUACACCAGCUCCACUCCAGCAAACUACAUCUCCUGAAGUUAAUAAUACAAAAAGUGCAAACAAAUCAGCGAGUAAUUCAGAUGAAAACACUACAACUAAAGGCCUUGAUACAACAACAGAAGAAGCUUCUACAGUAACUUCCUCAGACAAAACUAACUCAGAAGCAACAACAACAGUAGCAACUGAUAAUUCUGCUCAUCCUGAAACAUCUACUAUUACAGCGUCUUCAAAUACGACAACUGAAAUAUCAUCAACAGCAGCUAAAGACGAAUCUACUACUACAGAAUUAGGAUCAACAGUAUCUUUUGAUGUUAGUUCUACACCGGUCUCGGAUUCAAUAACAACUACGCCUUCCGAAACAGUAUCAACGACCAUUUCUGAGAAUACAUCUACAACUAGCUCAGAUCAUUCUAAUCCAUCUAGUUUGGAAUCGUCGACAACGGAAAUACCAAGCACUACCACCGUUUCUGCAUAAGGUUAUAGUAAUAGACAUAAUAAUGUCUUAAUAAAUUUUAAUAUGUGACUGUAUAUAAGUAUUGAAUUGGUGCCAUUAUUAUUGUUAUGAUACUUAAUAGGAUAAAAUAUUUGCCAUUAA